AUGUUUUGUCCUACUCUUGUGAGAAAUACUUCAUUCAGGAGAGUAACGAAAGAGGAGUGGGCUGAAGAAACAUUUCCACCUCACUGUGCUGGACUAGUCUAUUUUGCAUCGCUUUCACUAAUCAGACGAUUGCUGAGUGCUGCUUAUUCGCAACGUUUCUUCUGGAUUGACGACAUCUUCAUCACUGGAGUGCUCGCCAAAGCAGCUAAUGUCAGUAUUGAAGAUUUGAAAGGCAAAAUCCUUAUCCGCUUCACAACGCCCACAAGAUCCCGUUUUCGAAAACGGUUUCUUCCUAACGCAAAAGCAUUAUAG
Cooperia oncophora is the source of this 312-nucleotide messenger RNA. The record is from the annotation of a GenBank genome assembly. Lineage: Eukaryota; Metazoa; Nematoda; Chromadorea; Rhabditida; Trichostrongylidae.